Molecule: messenger RNA, 346 nt
Organism: Musca vetustissima
Lineage: Eukaryota; Metazoa; Arthropoda; Insecta; Diptera; Muscidae
Product: thioredoxin-like protein 4A
Exons: 1
Coding region: 32-346 (104 amino acids)
Biological process (GO): mRNA splicing, via spliceosome
Cellular component (GO): U5 snRNP; U4/U6 x U5 tri-snRNP complex; spliceosomal complex
Source: RefSeq, a predicted model, not a curated record
UCGUUUUGGCCAUGAUUGGGAUCCUGCAUGCAUGAAAAUGGAUGAAGUGCUCUAUAGCAUUGCGGAGAAAGUGAAAAAUUUCGCUGUGAUUUAUUUGGUCGAUAUUACGGAGGUUCCUGAUUUCAACAAAAUGUAUGAAUUGUACGACCCAUGCACGGUGAUGUUCUUCUUCCGCAACAAACACAUUAUGAUCGAUUUGGGAACGGGUAAUAAUAACAAAAUCAAUUGGCCACUGGAAGAUAAACAAGAAAUGAUUGAUAUUGUGGAGACAGUGUAUCGAGGAGCAAGAAAAGGUCGUGGUCUGGUUGUAUCUCCCAAAGAUUAUUCAACGAAAUACAGAUACUAA